Molecule: messenger RNA, 1677 nt
Organism: Arvicanthis niloticus (Nile rat)
Lineage: Eukaryota; Metazoa; Chordata; Mammalia; Rodentia; Muridae
Gene: Tk1
Product: thymidine kinase 1
Biological process (GO): thymidine metabolic process
Molecular function (GO): thymidine kinase activity; ATP binding
Source: RefSeq, a predicted model, not a curated record
CCUAAGGCACGGGGCACACUGCUGCAUGCAUCAGGGCUGGGGUCUCUGUCCUGUAGAAAACAGAUGGGCUGCCCCUGGCCUCUAAUGAAUAGGAGUAAGUGUUCAAAACGUAGAAUAACCUGUCCCCAAGUGUCCACUGUACCCACUGAGGCUGAGAGAACCUAGGUUCCACUUGGGUAGCGGUUGCAGCCAUCUUGACCCUAGAGAUUUUUUUUCCCCCUCUUUAGUUGGCUUUCUACCAUCAAGUCCUCAUUAUGAAUCGUACAUCUACCGGCCGUGGCACUGGACACUUCCCUCUGAGCCGAAGGGUGGGAGUUCAAGAAAGUAAUUUGGCAGCAAGUUUGGGGGUUCGUGUUCCGAGCCCGUGGCACUCUUUUCUGAGUAUCUCGGGCUCAACCCAGAGUCGAAGUUUGACCGUGAGGCUGGAGCUGCCCCUCAGGGUUGCUGGGGGCUGGGCCAAGGUUGAGUAACCUGGAGCUACCCCUCAGGGUUGCUGGAGACUGGGCCAAGGGUGAACUGCCUGGUGUAGAGCCGGUUUCUGACGUGGAACAGGAAGUGGAGCGGAGAACCACCGGGACUUGGAGUUGGGUUGGGAAUUCAAGCAUGCUUCCUGCCAGACUGUGUGCUGAGAUCUUGACUGCUCUGUCUUUGGUAACCAUGGUGUCCGGCACUCAGGAUGGGAUGAGCAUCCAGGAGGACCGAAAGCAGAGGCGACAACAGAACACCAUGGACGCACUGCCGGCCUGCAUGCUCCGUGAUGUGACCCAGGAGGCCUUGAAUGUGUCUGUCAUUGGCAUCGACGAGGGGCAGUUUUUCCCCGACAUUGUGGAUUUCUGUGAAAUGAUGGCCAAUGCAGGCAAGACAGUGAUUGUGGCGGCGCUGGAUGGAACCUUCCAGAGGAAGGCUUUCGGCAGCAUCUUGAACCUGGUACCCCUGGCGGAGAGUGUGGUGAAGCUCACCGCUGUGUGCAUGGAGUGCUUCCGAGAAGCUGCCUACACCAAGAGGCUGGGACUGGAGAAAGAGGUGGAGGUGAUUGGCGGAGCAGACAAGUACCACUCCGUGUGCCGCCUAUGCUACUUUAAGAAGUCUUCGGCACAGACUGCUGGGCUGGACAACAAAGAGAACUGUCCGGUGCUGGGGCAGUCUGGAGAGGCCUCGGCUGUCAGGAAGCUCUUUGUCCCUCAGCAAGUCCUACAGUACAACUCUGCCAACUGAGGGGACCUGAGGCCCGCCAGCUCCUACCCCAGGUUGGACUCUCAGAGAGCAGGGGGAGGGGCAGGGCCUGCCAUUCCUAAUGGACACUGUGCCCUGGAGAGGUUCAUCAUCUGCUUGCUGAAGCCUUUUUUAGUUCUCUUCUUGGUUGCUGAGAUGCCUCAGCGCAGGCUGGAGCCCAGACCCUGCCUGGUGGCUAGGGUCCCACAUCCAGUCAAAGGUGAGGACAGAGCUGCCCGGCAUUGUGACACUGGUGGUGCUAGCUUCUUCCUUGUUGGUGGCUUUCACUGCUGGGUUUCAGUCUCAGAGCCCCACCCCUUACUUACCAAGGCUCCAGCCCUUGCACAACCCCCCCCAUUUGUGCCUAAACAUGACCUAGGCUGCCACUGUGUUCCCCAGAACUAGCCUUUGACGUGAGCCAAGAGUGUUUCUUGUGCUCCGUUGUGCAGAGUGAACAAUAUUAAA